ACUGAUUUAUUAUUGCUCAUUUCAGAUGUACUGAUGGCAUUCUCUUUGUAGUCGAUUCAGUUGAUGUUGAGCGUAUGGAGGAAGCUAAAAUGGAACUUAUGAGAACCGCAAAGUGCCCUGACAAUCAAGGUGUUCCUGUACUGAUAUUAGCUAACAAACAAGAUUUACCUGGUGCUUGUAAUCCUAAGGAAUUAGAAAAAUUAUUAGGACUUCAUGAACUAUUACAUCCAGCUAUUUAUACGCAAAAUACAAGACCGAGCUCAUCAUCAACUGGUAGUAUUGUGUGUAGCAGCAGUACAAUUAGUAUGAAUACGUUUGGUAAAACUAUGACACCCACAUCGCAGCACAACAUUAAAAUGUUUAGUAACAGUGGUGGAAACAGUAACCAAUUCUGCGAAUCGUCAUCAGUGGCAGCAGUUGGAGAAUUAAGAACUGACCAAGAAUCCGAAAAUAGCGAUGGAAUUAGUAAUACUACUAAUAUAUACACAUCAUUUUUGUCGACAGCUCGCGACAAACAUUUGUUGUCAUGUGGAUCCUCACAACCUUCAGUAGUGACAACUCCGACUGCUACAGCUGUUAAUGCACUAAUGCAGCCAAAAUCAAUGACCAAAUCAAUCAGCUAUUCAGCACCAUCACACCAAUUUAAAGGUUGGUAUAUUCAACCAGCCUGUGCCAUAACUGGAGAAGGUUUACAAGAAGGUUUUGAAGUACUUUAUGAAAUGAUUUUGAAACGGCGGAAACUCAAUAAAAUGUUUAAGAAAAAACGUUUACCAUAAAUAUGAAUAUCGAAG
Bactrocera tryoni is the source of this 791-nucleotide messenger RNA. RefSeq lists its product as uncharacterized. The record is from RefSeq and is a predicted model, not a curated record. Gene Ontology annotation, molecular function: GTP binding; GTPase activity. The coding region runs from base 75 to 776 and encodes 233 amino acids. Gene Ontology annotation, biological process: intracellular protein transport; vesicle-mediated transport. Gene Ontology annotation, cellular component: cytoplasm. The transcript has 3 exons. NCBI's taxonomy places the organism in Eukaryota, Metazoa, Arthropoda, Insecta, Diptera, Tephritidae.